AUGGUGCACGAAUGUGAGGGAGAUGGCUUUGGUGACCACCCUGUUUCAGCUGCGGGCGCGUCGGCCUUUGAGGAGCGAGUGUCAAAGGUGGACGUGGAAUGCGUGGUUUUCGAAGCAAACUGGGGCGGAUGGUCACGUGAGCUGGCGGCUGCUCAUGGGAAGAAAGCAGUUGGUUUUAUGCCGUCGUAUCGGGACCCCUUCAGAGCUGCAUAUUGCUCAGAUGCCAUUUGGAAUUUCGAUGGCCACUGUAUCGUCAGGAACCGGCCACAGGACAUAGACAAUUUUGGGCAUCUUGCGCGGGAGGAGGUGUCAUUCGUAAUUGCAGAUUGCUUGGUGGGCAGGGCGGUGGAUUGUGGAGGUCGUCGUCGCUUUGGUGCUUUUCUUCCCGGCAUAGAGGAUGCGUUGCCUCUCGAUGCUGGUUUGCAGAAGUGGUUGGAUGCUCCAGAUAUGGCCCGGGAGUUGCAGACCGUUACGCUUGUAGCCCUGGGAAGUCAAAGUGCGCUUGGAACUGUCAGCAAGGAUGCAGAAGUCAAGCUGAUGGAAGGAUGCUUGCUGGCUUCCCCACGCGUGCUAGCCGUGUCAAGAUGUGACCAGGGAUCACUUGGCACCGAAGUACAAGCUGCAAUAACCAGCGGUCGGCUUUUCGUCAUGCCGCACGUGCCACAAUGGGCAGUGUUAAACCACGCCUGCGUACGAUGUUUCGUGUCGCAUGGUGGUGCUAAUUCAACACACGAAGCCCUUGCAUCCGGCGUUCCAGUGGUUCCUCUACCCUUUUUUGACGACCAGUUUUACAUUGCAAGCCGCUUGGAGGAGCUGUAUGGCUAUAGUUGCCCGCCUCUGCGCAAAGCGACUCUUCGGAGCGUCGGGGCCGUUCAGCAGGAUUCAGCAAGAUGGGCCGAUGAGGAAAACCUGUUUUCAUGUACUCGGAGCCUUGUUUUGCAGGUUUCCGGCGAAGCUGGUGCGGCCGCGGCCGCCAGAAGCAUUGUGGAGCUGACCCAAUCGAAUUGA
This is a messenger RNA of Symbiodinium pilosum, 1008 nucleotides long. Lineage: Eukaryota; Dinophyceae; Suessiales; Symbiodiniaceae. The record is from the annotation of a GenBank genome assembly.